Messenger RNA from Caenorhabditis briggsae, 921 nucleotides. The coding region runs from base 1 to 921 and encodes 306 amino acids. Gene Ontology annotation, molecular function: ATP:ADP antiporter activity. The transcript is spliced from 6 exons. Lineage: Eukaryota; Metazoa; Nematoda; Chromadorea; Rhabditida; Rhabditidae. The record is from RefSeq and is a predicted model, not a curated record. Gene Ontology annotation, biological process: mitochondrial ADP transmembrane transport; mitochondrial ATP transmembrane transport. Gene Ontology annotation, cellular component: mitochondrial inner membrane.
AUGAGCGCAAACACGACUCAUGCACCCAUCGGCUUCAAAAAACGGACAGAUGCGGAAAAAUUUGCAAUAGAUUUACUAAUUGGUGGAGUUUCUGCCUCCGUCUCGAAAACUGCGGUUGCUCCAAUCGAACGUGUCAAAAUCUUGCUUCAGGUUCAAUAUUCUCAUAAAGAUAUUCCUCCCGAUAAAAGGUUCAACGGUAUCAUUGAUGCAUUUAUCAGAGUCCCAAGAGAGCAAGGAUUUUCUUCGUUCUGGCGAGGAAACCUUACGAAUGUGAUUCGCUAUUUUCCAACCCAAGCAUUCAAUUUCGCCUUCAACGAUUUGUACAAAUCGAUCUUACUAAAAAAUAUCAAGCGGGAAAAUAAUGUUCUAUCCUACAGUAUCCGAACGCUCGUUUCUGGAGGACUUGCUGGUUGCUCAUCUCUUUGCAUUGUUUAUCCAUUGGAUUUUAUCAGAACACGUCUAUCUGCCGAUAUCAAUCACCACACCAAUAGAGAAUAUAAGGGUCUGGUGGAUUGCACCCUGAAAACCGUUCGAAACGAAGGUGUCGGUGCUCUCUACAGAGGAUUUGCAAUUUCUCUUCAGACGUAUUUCAUUUAUCGAUCAGUUUAUUUUGGUUUGUAUGAUGCAGUUAGAAACACCAUAAAUACUGACAAGAAGAAGCUACCAUUUUACGCUUCCUUCGCUAUUGCUCAGGGUGUAACUGUUCUCUCCUCAUAUUUGACUUAUCCAUGGGAUACUGUACGGCGCCGAAUGAUGGUCAAAGGACAGCUGAGCACAUCAAAAGCGUUUGCAGCGGCAAGGAAAAUUGUACACGAGGAAGGAUUCCGAGGAUUAUACAAAGGAGCUUUAGCCAACAUUUUUAGAAGCGCUGGUGGUGCACUUGUCAUGGCUCUCUAUGAAGAAAUUCACAAGCAUAUGUAG